AUGAACUACCUCUUGAUGCAAAUAUUUUUGCCCUUCUCACCAAAUAAGCCAACUGAGGGGACGAUCAUGUUCGGAUCGGCGCUCUCCCUCCGCGCGCGUCACCUGCGUUGCCACCACCCUAUAAGUGCUUCCUCCUCGCCGAGCAAACAGCAAACGACGUCGCUCUCGCUGUCGCAGAGGCGUCUGAGUAAAAGUGCCAUGCAGGUCGUGCAUCAAAUCUGCCACCAAUCGACUGUCAUGUACCCACUCCGAGCCUCGUUUCGGGACCGUGCCGAGCCCUCGUCUGGGGGAUCAUCGGGGCCGGGAUGGCUGUUGCUCCCGCCAAGCGUGAGACAUGCAGCCCACUGGUUUCUCUUUUUGCCUCGUACAGCCCAUAAGCUCCUCUGUCGCACUUCGCCGGUCCUCGGCGUCGAUGGGCGCGCCUCCACCAACACAAUGCGUGCCCGAUUCUACGGCCGCAUUUCGGGCGGACGCGUCAUCGACCCCCUGGACGCGGCAGCUCGUUGGCAAGAUCUGCACAAGCCGCUGCGGACGGGGAGCAUCACGCCGCUUUUACUCGCGGAAAAAAAACCUGGUGCCGUCGUCGUGGCGUUGUUGAUACUUGAGCGGCACGAUGCGGCUUCUCUUGGCCUAUGCCGGCUUUGA
Molecule: messenger RNA, 645 nt
Organism: Cordyceps militaris CM01
Lineage: Eukaryota; Fungi; Ascomycota; Sordariomycetes; Hypocreales; Cordycipitaceae
Exons: 3
Coding region: 1-645 (214 amino acids)
Source: RefSeq, a predicted model, not a curated record